UGACAUAAAUGGUUAUCUUAUGGACUGAUCAAGUUUUAGCUCAGUUGCAUCCAUAAAGAAGCUGGGCUAAUUCUCAAAACAUCGGUCUUAAGCACCAAGCCUGUUCCACGGACUUUCUUCCUAAUUCCUUGAGCUUAACAACAGACCGAACAGAAAUUGAACAUGACAUUAAAAGAGUACGAAGUGAUCAUCCUCACAGUCUUGUACGCCAUCACAAUGCUCGUAGCAUUUGCAGGGAAUGGUUUCCUCAUCUACAUCGUGUGGAAGAAACCUGAAGUAAGAUCACUAACAAGCUUCAUGUUCGUCAACAUGGCCAUCGCCGAUUUGCUGGUGGCACUGAUUGUAAUGCCCUGGUCGAUUGCCCACAUCUAUACAGACGGAUUGUGGAAGAUACCAGGUGUAUUUGGAGAAGUCAUGUGCAAAGGUGUAGUAUACACUGGCUAUGCCACACUUACAGCGUCCAUCCUCUGCCUGACAUUCAUGGCGAUCGAUAGGUACUAUGCUAUUGUUCAUCCCCUCCGUCGCUAUCUUUGGUUCCGAAAGCCUAAACUGACUGUACCAUUUAUUUGGAUCUUUUCGCUGGCCUCGAUGUCCAUUUUUCCAGCUAUUCAAACCGUGAAGGAAAUUAAUGAACGUCCCGUGUGCUCGCUAUCUGUUAACAUUUUGGGCGAUCCACAGAAGGCUACGCGAGGCUUGUUCCUCUACUUAGUGGUGCUCAACUAUCUGAUACCUUUAGGUGUAAUUGCCUUUCUCUAUACUAUUACUGCAUGGAGGUUAUGGUUCCAUGUUGCACCUGGAAAUCACCAUAUGACGGGAAAUCGAGAGCAACAAGAAACGACCAAGAAGAGAGUGGUUCGAAUGCUCAUUAUUGUCACCUGUGCCUUUUCUCUUUGCUGGCUCCCAGCACACGUGGUCCACAUGAUUUAUGUCAUGAAUAGUUGGAAUAUUGAUGUUCAGCUUCAGAAGAUUGUCCAAAGCGGGUGUUUCUGGUUGGGCCACGCCAACAGCGCCAUCAACCCAUGGCUGUACAUUUUCCUUAGCAGCAAGAUCAGUACGGUAUUUAUAAAACUGGUGAGUAGAAAAAGCACCCAGUCACCUUCGAGUGUCAGCGUCAAAACAUCAAAUGCCCCUCUACAAUCCGAAGGAGAAGCUUUCCGGGAAGAAUCAAGACUGUAAUCUCAAUCAUUUAUUUAUUACUUAUUGGAUUGUCUUAAGAUAAAGGAAAUAUUGAAAAGGAUAUAUAAGUUUUAACUUGCAAGAUCAAUAGAAGUAAAUAAAAAAUCGAAGAGCUUGUUGUAGUAGAAGCAGGAGCUACACGUAGCAUGAUGUCAGAAGGUGAAUAAUAUAACUGAGAUUGUUAAAUGAGACUAUUCAAACAGUAUUAAUUAGAAGCGAGCUACCUGGCUGCUCCGAACUAUGUAACCUCGGCCUCUUUGCAUGCACUGAUAAGAGCACAGUAGAAAACCAUGAAUGUUUAGGGCAGAGUUGUAUGUGAGAAAGAAAUAACGUGCAUCGAGCAAGUUUUUGCAUAGUACCCGUUGAAACCGAAUUUAACUCUUUUCUUGGUUACCAUAGAUAGUGAUUGGUUGAUAGCGUUGAUGGGAAUCCUAAGAAAGAGACCUAGACAAUCGAACUACUUACACGGGUGGGUUUUAUCAAUUUAACACUAACUUGUAGAUGUAUUAGGACACAGGCCACAAAAACAUCAAAACAAAGGUUUCCUGAUCAGCUAAUAUCUGCUGAUAAAAUUAGAACAUGUGGUGAAUGAGGAUAUUCCAAAAGCGAUCAUUGCAACAAUUGAAUCCAGAGCCGAUUCAUAUCGUUAGUUUAGACGCGUGUGCAAGCUGAGUAUCUUGUUUUGGACUCCUGUGAAUAACUGUUGUUUUUUCAUGCUUCAGGUAGCGCUAAUGUAUCUUCAUGCAUUGUAUUUUCGCGAUCGUCAUUUUUCUCAUUUUUGUCUGUAUAACUGUCUUUAUAGGAGUGCCACGGCAGGCUUACGUUUGUAGUGAUGGAAAAUAAAGGAAAAUGAAU
Messenger RNA from Pocillopora verrucosa, 2031 nucleotides. RefSeq names its product prolactin-releasing peptide receptor-like. Gene Ontology annotation, biological process: G protein-coupled receptor signaling pathway. NCBI's taxonomy places the organism in Eukaryota, Metazoa, Cnidaria, Anthozoa, Scleractinia, Pocilloporidae. The record is from RefSeq and is a predicted model, not a curated record. Gene Ontology annotation, molecular function: G protein-coupled receptor activity. Gene Ontology annotation, cellular component: membrane.